GUAUCAAUCAUGAAGUUUGCUACACUCACCCUUGUCGGCUUGGCUGCGGCCUCCAUGGAGCGUCUCAUGGAGCUCAAGCAGGCUACUCGUGCUCGCGAACGAGCACAGGGCAUGUUCAACCGCGGCAAGUUUUCAAAAAUCAACCAGUACAAGCCUUGUCAGGGAGGUAAGGCUGGCGAGUUCUCUUGCAAGGGCAUCUCACAGUUUGGCUUCCUUAGUCACGAGGACCUGGGCUCUACUUCACUCGAGGGUAACGAUAUUUGGGGUUGGACUGACCCCAAGUCUGGCCGUGAGUUUGGCUGCGUUGGUGAGACUGACGGCGUUGCCUUUGUCGAGGUGACCAAGCAGGGACGCCUCGAGUUCCUUGGGCGGUUGCCCUCUGCCAACAACGUCACGUCCAUCUGGCGAGACAUGAAGGAGAUCGAUGGCUACAUGUACAUUGGUGCCGAUAGCUCACCUCGUCACGGUGUGCAAGUCUUCGACAUGAGGAAGCUUCUCAAGGCAAAGCCUCAGAAGCCUCAGGUCUACUCCGAGGAAGACCUCACCGACCGCUACACUGGCUUUGGUUCAUCUCACAACCUCGUUGCCCACGCUGCCACCAACUACAUCUACGCCGUUGGUACUGCUCGCAACACGACACGUCGUCUUCCAACGGCGCCCAACUACGAGGCACCUAACCAGUGCAACGGAGGUUUAUGGAUGCUUGAUGUGUCGGACCCAAGCAACGUCAAGUCGCCUGGCUGCUACUUUGGCGAUGGCUACACACACGAUGCUCAGGUCGUCAUCUACACUGGCCCAGAUGCUCGUUACACAGGCCGCGAGAUUGCAUUUGCCUACAACGAGGACUCUUUGACCAUUGUCGAUGUCACCGACAAGCAGGCUCCUGUUCUUGUUGGCAAAAAGUCUUACCAGGGUGUUGCCUACUCUCACCAGGGCUGGCUCAUUGAUGAUAAGAUGGAGUACCUCUUGCUCGAUGACGAGCUUGACGAAGUGGACGGUACUCAGGUUCCUUCACCGAACGGCCGCACCACUACGUACAUCUUCGACAUCAAGGAUCUCACGAACCCCAUCAACACUGGUUUCUUCCAGUCGCCAGCCCUUGCCAUUGACCACAACCAGUACGUUGUCGACGGUCUCUCGUACCAAGCCAACUAUGGCAGUGGUCUCCGCAUCAAGGACGUUCGAAGCAUUGCCACUGAUCCUACUGGCGCUGGCGUCACCGAGGUUGCAUUCUUUGAUACGCACCCAGAGGACGAUGCCACCAACGGCUCUGUUGAGUUUGUUGGAUCUUGGUCCAGCUACCCAUACUUCAAGUCUGGCUACAUUUUGGUCAACGACAUCGAACGCGGUGCGUUUUCUCUGAAGCGUACAUGA
Protomyces lactucae-debilis is the source of this 1374-nucleotide messenger RNA. RefSeq lists its product as uncharacterized. Gene Ontology annotation, cellular component: extracellular region. The transcript has a single exon. Lineage: Eukaryota; Fungi; Ascomycota; Taphrinomycetes; Taphrinales; Protomycetaceae. The record is from RefSeq and is a predicted model, not a curated record. The annotation marks the transcript as partial.